AUGGUGCUGCUAAAUUCUAUAACAACUGAUACAUCUAAAAAAAAUGGCGAGUAUUAUACUAGAGGCAUCUCUGUUGUAUACAUUUUUGACAUCGUCACUAUAAUAAUAUUGAACUCAUACGCCAUAGCAGUAACACUACGCUCGACAACGACGUUGAUACUAACACAAACAUUAACGACAACCACGAGAUUCACAACAACGACGACACGGUCGACAACGAAAACAACACAACCAACAACACGAUCGACAACAAGAAUAAUAGCAACACAAACAACAACAGUAACAGUAACAACAACAGUAAUAACAACAACAACAUCAACAACAAUGACAACAACAACAUCAACAACAAUAAUAACAACGCGCUCAACAACAACAAUCCGUGAGUAG
Messenger RNA from Rotaria sp. Silwood2, 387 nucleotides. Lineage: Eukaryota; Metazoa; Rotifera; Eurotatoria; Philodinida; Philodinidae. The record is from the annotation of a GenBank genome assembly.